GGCCCCCCCGCCGCCCGCCCGCCUCUGCCUGCUGGCCCUGGCCCUGCCGUUGGCGCUGAGCGGGCGCGGAACCGCGGCCGAACCCUCCCGAACCCUCUACACCAACCACUGGGCCGUGAGGGUGCGGGGGGGGCCCGCCGAGGCCGCCCGCAUCGCGGCUGCCUACGGGUACAUCAGCCUGGGGCAGAUUGGGAGCUUAGAAAACUACUACCACUUCCACCACAGCAAGACCUUCAAGCGCUCGACGCUGAGCAGCCGGGGACCGCACAACUUCCUCCGCAUGGACCCCAAGGUGGACUGGCUGCAGCAGCAGGAGGUGAAGAGGAGGGUGAAGAGGCAGGUCCGAGGAGAGCCACACCCCUUGUCCUUCAACGACCCAGUGUGGCCCAACAUGUGGUACAUGCACUGCGGCGAUAGGAACAGUCGCUGCAGGUCGGAGAUGAAUGUCCUGGCAGCUUGGCAGAGGGGCUACAGUGGCAGAAACGUGGUGGUCACCAUCCUGGAUGACGGCAUAGAGAGGAACCACCCUGACCUCCUGCAAAACUAUGACCCUCUGGCAAGCUACGAUGUCAACGGGAACGACCAUGAUCCAACUCCGCGCUAUGAUGCCAGCAAUGAGAAUAAGCACGGCACUCGCUGCGCAGGGGAGGUGGCAGCAGCUGCCAACAACUCGUACUGCAUCGUGGGCAUCGCCUACAACGCCCACAUUGGAGGCAUUCGUAUGUUAGAUGGCGAUGUAACAGAUGUUGUUGAAGCGAAGUCGCUUGGCAUCAGACCCGAUUACAUUGACAUUUACAGCGCGAGCUGGGGGCCAGAUGAUGAUGGGAAGACAGUUGAUGGACCUGGUCUAUUGGCCAAGCAGGCUUUUGAGCAUGGCAUUAAAAAGGGCCGCAAGGGUUUGGGCUCCAUUUUUGUCUGGGCAUCAGGGAAUGGUGGCAGAGAGGGUGACUACUGCUCCUGUGAUGGUUACACCAACAGCAUCUACACCAUCUCCAUCAGCAGCACCACCGAGAACGGCUACAAGCCCUGGUACCUGGAGGAGUGUGCUUCCACCCUCGCCACCACCUACAGCAGUGGGGCUUUCUACGAGAGGAAAAUAGUCACCACAGACCUCCGGCACCGCUGCACUGAUGGCCACACAGGCACCUCUGUGUCUGCCCCCAUGGUCGCGGGCAUCAUCGCCUUGGCUUUGGAGGCAAACCCUAGGCUCUCCUGGAGGGAUGUUCAGCAUCUGCUGGUCAGAACCUCCCGGCCAGUGCACCUGCGAGCGGCCGACUGGAAAACCAACGGCGCGGGGCUUAAAGUUAGCCAUCUAUAUGGCUUCGGUCUGGUGGAUGCAGAUGCUAUUGUGGUGGAAGCCAAGAAGUGGAAGGCAGUCCCCCCCCAGCACUCCUGCGUGGGAAGCUUGGACAGGGUGCCCAAGUACAUCCGUGUGGACCACGUGCUGCGCACCAGCACCCUCAGCAACGCCUGCGCUGAGCACCGGGACCAACACGUCCUUUACCUGGAGCACGUCGUGGUGAGGCUCAGUAUCUCCCACCCCCGACGGGGAGACCUCCAGAUCAGCCUCAUCUCUCCAGCAGGGACCAGGUCACAGCUCCUGGGCAGGAGAGUGUUUGACCACUCCAACGAGGGGUUCAAGGGCUGGGAGUUCAUGACCGUCCACUGCUGGGGUGAGCGGGCGGCAGGGGAAUGGACCCUGGAGAUCUUGGAUACCCCAUCCCAAGUGCGCAACCCCACAGUCCAAGGAAAGCUGAAGGAGUGGAGCCUCCUCUUCUACGGGACAGCUGAGCACCCCUACACCACACCAGGAAGCCCCCAGCCCCGCGGGAGGAUGCUGGAGGUGCCAGCAUCAGAGAUGGAGCCAUCAAGAGCUGCUUUUCUGCAGAGCCAGGUGGAGGUGGUGGAGGAGGAGGAGGAAUACUCAGGUCCGUGUCACCCCGAGUGUGGUGACCAGGGCUGUGACGGCCCCAAUGCUGACCAGUGCUUGAACUGCAUCCACUACAGCCUGGGCAGCAUGAAAACUGGCAGGAUGUGUGUGAGCUCCUGUCCCGCCGGGUUUUUCGCUGACAAAGGUGCCCGGAGGUGCCGCCGCUGCUACAAGGGCUGCGAGCGCUGCCUGGGGAGGGGACCCACCCAGUGCACCGCCUGCAAGAGGAACCUCUACCACCACCAGGAGAUGGGCACCUGCCUGGUGCUGUGCCCAGCCGGGUUUUACGCCGAGGAACGUCAGAAACAUUGCCUGAAAUGUCAUCAAAGCUGUAAAAAAUGUGUCGGUGAAGCAGACAAAUGUACUGCAUGCAAAGAUGGAUUCAGCCUGGCAGGAGAGAGCUGCGUGCCAGAGUGCCAGCCCACCAUGUACCUCAGCCGAGAGCCCCGGCGGUGUGAGACCUGCCCUGCCAGCAUGGGGCCAGGUGAGGAGGAAUGCACCUCCUGUCCCCCCGAGGGCCCUGCACCCCACUGGCACUGUGUCCCUGCCUGCCACCCGGGCUUCUACCCCGCCGACAGCCACGGGCUGCCCAACAAAGUCUGCAAGAGGUGCGAUGACCACUGCUCCGCCUGCGAGGGCUCCAGUGGGAACUGCCUCAAGUGUAGAGAAGGUUUCAGCCUCCUGGGUGGCUCCUGUGUGACAAAUGAAACCUGCACCAAUGCUGACAAGACUUUCUGUGAGAUGGUGAAAUCAAACAAGCUCUGUGAAAAGAAGCUGUUUGUGCAGUUCUGCUGUCAGACGUGUCUUAUGGCCGGGUAAAGUUCAACGGCUGCAUCCAUCCCGGACUUCCACCAACUGCCAGCCCAGUUUUUGCCAAACGUUUAGGACAACAGUUUUAUUUUUUCAGCUUUUGGGAGAGAGUUUCCCUGGUGCUGUCAAGCAUUCGCUCGUAAGUUUGAUAGCUUUAAUAUCACUGUCAGAGCUGUUUCUAUAGCAAUAUGUUAAGCAGAGGUUGGAGCACACCCUGAGUGAUCAAGCCCUGAAAGGCAGCAGACAAGUGGUGAUAUUAAUACUCUCAAACACUCCUCGGGAGCAGGGACCGAUGCCUGAUCCAUGCAUCCAAGCUUGGGUCUUCGCAGAAACCCUCCUGAUGCCCACUCCCAGCAGCUGGUGGGAGCCUUGGCUGCAAGGGAUGCAAGGACUUCACUCAUCUGCGAAGAAGGAGCCUCUUCUGGCUCAGUUUUUGGUACCUUUUCCUGCUAGGUGACAGCUGACAGAACCCUGCAUUGCAGCCAGCUGACCAUUGUACAUAAAUCAAACGAUGAAUUAGGUGCUCCCCAGGGUUGGUGCCCUCCAGCCCCCUCUGGGACUCCUGUUCAGAUUCAGGCCUAGCUCUUUCUCUCUGGCCCUGGCAAUAAACUGGAGAUUUAAGGACCAAAGCUGCUCCCCAGGGCUGUGCAGGGGGGUCAGCCCAGGGGGGCUUUGCCCUGCAGGUGAUUGCAGGCUGGCAAAACCCAUGUGCCUGCUAGGGGGGAGGGGGUUGUAGGGUCUCGGGUGGGGUUUGUCCACAUGGAGCAGCCCCUGGGGGUCACAGCCUUACCAUGAAAUGUAUUUCCCUCCUGGAACUGGUAGGCAGUUGCUGAUUAAUUCAGUUCUGGAACGCACUAGAUCCUUCCUCUACACGAGAUGAUGUCCCAAUUAAUCUCUUCUGGCAUUUUGCUUUAUGAUCUUCCUGGUUUCGCUGGGUACACCCUUCUGUCUCACCAAAUCCUCCUGUUCAUGACUGAUUUUUCUUGGGCAUCUGUUUCCAAAAGAGGCAUUCCAGGGAUCCAGCCAGGAAACUCUUCACUCUACAAAACCCUCCCCUGAAACAAACCUUUUUCACGCUCUCUCUUAAUAGUAAGUCAUGUGGUGUUUAUAUAAUUGUGUUUAAAAUAUCCUUGGCUAUGUUGUUUUACAGAUUUUUUAAAAAUAACUUAUACAAUCCUUUGUUUUUUUCUCUAUGGACUGUUUUUUAUAUGGGAGCGGGGAACCUUUUUGUCUCUUGCCUCCUUGUUUUCUCCUCUCUGACCUUGCAGAGCCACUCUUUGCACCAGAUGUCCCUAAACACUCUUUCCUCCACUGCAUGUUCUGAUCCCCGUUGUGUUGAUGGUUUUAAGGAGUCGUUCAACCUUUUCCCAGUGAAAUCCACAGUCUGAAUUGUCACCAGUUCCUCCCGGAGCUGGGAUAAACCCUUGCUUGGUUUCGGUUGCAAUGACACUCACCCUGCCUGGGCUUGCCUGCUAGAGCUUUACCUCAGCCAGGUGAAGAGGGGAGAGUCACCCUGUCACCUGUCCCCACCUGCCUGGACCAACCCCAGGGAAAGAUGGAGCUUUGGUGAACUGACCAUUAAGUUAAUAAACUAUUGAUCUCCCCUGA
Molecule: messenger RNA, 4348 nt
Organism: Calypte anna (Anna's hummingbird)
Lineage: Eukaryota; Metazoa; Chordata; Aves; Apodiformes; Trochilidae
Gene: PCSK6
Product: proprotein convertase subtilisin/kexin type 6
Exons: 21
Coding region: 281-2749 (822 amino acids)
Biological process (GO): peptide hormone processing
Cellular component (GO): membrane; cell surface
Molecular function (GO): serine-type endopeptidase activity
Source: RefSeq, a predicted model, not a curated record